This is a messenger RNA of Polistes canadensis, 1024 nucleotides long. RefSeq lists its product as uncharacterized. The record is from RefSeq and is a predicted model, not a curated record. Lineage: Eukaryota; Metazoa; Arthropoda; Insecta; Hymenoptera; Vespidae. Bases 13 to 876 code for a protein of 287 amino acids. The transcript has 6 exons.
AAAUAUCAAACUAUGACGAAUUGUGAUAUGCAUAAAAGAAAUAUACAACUCUAUGAAGAACCAACUACUUACAAAUACGAUUAUGUACAUUAUCCACUGAAUUUAACAAAGAAAAUUCCUGUAGUAGCAGAUGAUUUAAAUUCAUCAAAGGAUGCAAAAUGUUCAGACUCAUUAAAACGGACAUUUACAGCUCAUGAUACUUUUCAACGUUUGAGUUAUGAUAAACGAAUACCAUUUAAUACUCUUUGGCAAUCGAAAGAUGCAAUAACAGUUUCUAUAAAGCCAAUAACUCGACACAAAAUUCUUGAAGAUCAUUGGAAUCAUGAAGCGAUAAGAUCUAGACCACGUGUUUAUAUGACUCCAAGUAUAAGUCUCGAUGAUAUACAGAAUUCUGAGACGAGAAAAUUAUUGCUUGAUUUUACAUACAUGACAACAUUUAAUUAUACUAGUAAAGAUGUUUGGGGUGAUUUUAAAUCGAAACAUCCAUGUACUACUGAAAUAAAUAUCGAAGAAAUAUCUAAAGAAAGUACGCAGAAACCAUCAUGUUCUUUAUCAGCACGGUUUCCUAACGAAGCUAAAGAAUGGGAUAAAUUGCAAGAUCGUUCAUUUUUGUUGGAUGAUAUUAAAAAGCUAAAUUCUGUAGAUAGUAACUCGGAAAGUAAAAACUUAGAAAUAGAACAAGAAAGUGAAAGAUUGGAAGUGAAACAAUUAUUAGACAAAGAUAAAUUGCGUAUACCUUAUGAUAAAUUACCUUUAACUUAUGGUGGUUAUAGACCAUAUAUAGGUUUAGGUAUUCCUUUAGAAAAAAAGGUAUUAUCGAGUGUUCACCCAGGUUUAUCUGUAUCGCAGGCACUUCAUCAUUGGAGGAGUCUUUGAAUAUCUUCUGGUCUUGGCGAACCAAAGUGUCCUAAAAGUAAUGCAGAUGUGGCCCUGGUAUUAGAAUUUUCAGACCUCGAAUAUCCUCGUACUACAGCAUUUCUGAAAACAAUAAAUAAGUAAAAUGAAUCCCAAGUAACGUAAUAAU